UCCGAGAUAUCCCCAUCACAGCUACGAUUCUCUGCUUCACUUCCUGUUCAAGUUGACAUCCUUUUCCCGUGAUACCCUUUUUCGAAAAUGAGUAGCGACUCCCUUCCAUCCUCUUUCGAGGAGAAUCCUCAGUUCAAGGAGGAAACUUCUCUCCAGAAGUUCCGCAGACGUCUCAAGGAGGAGCCCUUGAUUCCGCUCGGAUGCGCAGCUACCAGUUAUGCUCUCUACCGCGCUUACCGAUCGAUGAAGGCCGGUGAUUCGGUCGAAAUGAACCGGAUGUUCCGUGCCCGUAUCUACGCCCAGUUCUUUACCCUUAUCGCCGUCGUUGCCGGAGGCAUGUACUUCAAGACGGAGCGACAGCAACGCAAGGAAUUCGAGCAGAUGGUCGAGGAACGCAAGAGCCAGGAAAAGCGGGAUGCCUGGCUGCGCGAGUUGGAAAUCCGUGAUAAGGAGGACAAGGAUUGGCGGGAGCGUCAUGCGGCUAUGGAGGCAGCAGCCCAAGAGGUAGGAAAGAGGCCUGGUCCUCCUAAGGCGGCUUCUGGGCAUGAUGCUGCUCGGUCCGCUAUUGAACGUUCCGAGGAGAAGUCCAUUGGUGUAUUAGACGCCGUAAUGGGGUUAAUGUCAAGGAGAAACUAGGGUUGAUAAGGACGGCUGUGAU
Aspergillus alliaceus is the source of this 658-nucleotide messenger RNA. RefSeq names its product respiratory supercomplex assembly factor RCF1 (gene rcf1). Gene Ontology annotation, cellular component: mitochondrion. The record is from RefSeq and is a predicted model, not a curated record. Bases 88 to 636 code for a protein of 182 amino acids. The transcript has 3 exons. Gene Ontology annotation, biological process: mitochondrial respirasome assembly. NCBI's taxonomy places the organism in Eukaryota, Fungi, Ascomycota, Eurotiomycetes, Eurotiales, Aspergillaceae.